Magallana angulata is the source of this 504-nucleotide messenger RNA. Its product is annotated as talin-1-like. The record is from RefSeq and is a predicted model, not a curated record. Gene Ontology annotation, molecular function: integrin binding; actin binding. The coding region runs from base 1 to 504 and encodes 167 amino acids. Gene Ontology annotation, biological process: cell-cell adhesion. Gene Ontology annotation, cellular component: plasma membrane; focal adhesion. The transcript has 4 exons. Lineage: Eukaryota; Metazoa; Mollusca; Bivalvia; Ostreida; Ostreidae.
AUGUAUGUUGUAAGUGGUGGCUCGGCCUGUCAGGAACAGCUGAUAGACGCCGCAAAGGAUGUGGCUCACUCUGUUGAGGGAAUUGUGGAGGCGGCCCAGCAGUCCUGCCGCGACGACAAGCUUCUGGCCGACCUAGCCGCCGCAGCCACCGCGGUUACUCAGGCUCUUAACGACCUGCUACAGCACAUCAAGAAGGGGGCAGGACCCACCGCUGCUGGAGAGUCCCACGAGGAUGCAGUGGACAUGAUCCUGACUGUGACGGACAGACUGUUCAGUAGUGUGGGCGACGCCCAUGAGAUGGUGAGACAGGCCAGGCAGCUAGCUCAGCGACCUCUUCAUCGGUUGGGGCCAUCAGGGGAGAAGCCGAGGGCCACUCUGACUCGGACAUGCAGAAACGGCUCCUGGCCGCCGCCAGACAACUCGCUGAUGCUACAGCGAACAUGGUGGAAGCUGCCAAGGGCUGUGCGUCGAGUCCGAACGACUCAGAGCAGCAGAAGAGACUAA